This is a messenger RNA of Lactuca saligna, 474 nucleotides long. The record is from the annotation of a GenBank genome assembly. Lineage: Eukaryota; Viridiplantae; Streptophyta; Magnoliopsida; Asterales; Asteraceae.
AUGUCGAUCAUUCCAAGCUUCUUUACAGGCAGGAGGAGCAACAUAUUCGAUCCCUUCUCCCUCGACAUCUGGGACCCUUUCCAGGGACUUUCCAGUGCUCUCAGCAACCUUCCCGAAUCAUCACGUGAAACAGCCGCAAUCGCCAACGCCAGAAUCGACUGGAAGGAGACGCCGGAGGCCCACAUUUUCAAAGCGGACUUGCCUGGGCUGAAGAAAGAGGAGGUGAAGGUGGAGGUUGAAGAAGGAAGGGUGUUGCAGAUAAGCGGAGAGAGGAGCAGGGAACAUGAGGAGAAGAACGACAAGUGGCAUAGGGUUGAGAGGAGCUCCGGGAAGUUCUUGAGGAGGUUCAGGCUGCCGGAAAGUGCAAAACUUGAAGAGGUGAAAGCUAGCAUGGAGAACGGCGUGCUGACAGUGACCGUGCCCAAGGCGGAAGAGAAGAAGCCGGAAGUGAAAUCCAUUGACAUUAGUGGUUAA